AUGGAGACGGAGGACGAGGAGUUGGGGCCAGAACGUAUCUUUGAGAUUUACCGCAAGGAUUGGCUCAUGAUGUGGGGCAGAAACGGCGCCAGAUCCUUCGAGGCCGAGACCGAGUUCCCUCCCAUGCGCUACACAGACAUACCGGUACUGCCAUCAAAUGCCAGACCUGGUGAUACUAUGGAGGUCUUCUUCCUCAAGCGCAACUACCUCUUCCGUCGAGGCAGAGAUAAUUGCCAGACCCUCACCUCUCCUCAGGAUUCUCUUUUGGAACUUACAGGUCCUAGCCGCGUCAUCCUGCUGUGGGAUGAGCCUGUUUUCGAGCUUGACCUGAAAGCGAAGGGCAAAGCAGGGAGUUCAUCAUCUGAAGACGACAAGAUCUUGUGCUUGGAUUUCUUUGGGUACAACAACAUUUGUUACAAAGGCAGUCUCAGUUACGCCAAAACUGAGGUGGUUUCAAGCAAGCAUAGCACAGUGGAGGUCAGGUUUGCCCAUCUCAAACGCUCCGUGGAGGCGACCAUCACAGCCCGCAUCAGCAAGGGAUCAGGCAACUUCAGUGCACGCCUCACUGCCUGCAACACGAGCAUUGGCGAGGACGUGGUGCUGCUGGACACCCGGGGCCAGGAGGUGCCUGUUGGCGAGGACGGGGAGGUUAGGCUGCAGCGCCGCGUCGUCGUCGUGGAGGAGAGGGCUCAACUGAUCCUUGGCAUCAAGGCUGAACAGAUAGCAGGUGACACUGCUGAGACUGCUGAGAGCAGCAGUAAGCUUGAGAAGAAGUUUGGUUUUUAUGCCAAGUCAGCACUGAGAAACGAAGGGUAUUUCCAUGUUGGGUCCUCGAGCCUGCAUAUUCUGGUCGCAUGGUCACUUCUUCCUUAG
Messenger RNA from Panicum virgatum (switchgrass), 873 nucleotides. RefSeq lists its product as uncharacterized. Bases 1 to 873 code for a protein of 290 amino acids. NCBI's taxonomy places the organism in Eukaryota, Viridiplantae, Streptophyta, Magnoliopsida, Poales, Poaceae. The transcript is spliced from 4 exons. The record is from RefSeq and is a predicted model, not a curated record.